Messenger RNA from Mangifera indica (mango), 826 nucleotides. RefSeq lists its product as uncharacterized. The record is from RefSeq and is a predicted model, not a curated record. NCBI's taxonomy places the organism in Eukaryota, Viridiplantae, Streptophyta, Magnoliopsida, Sapindales, Anacardiaceae. The transcript has 3 exons. Bases 96 to 683 code for a protein of 195 amino acids.
UCUUCUUUACCUUUCUCCACUUCAAUAGUUCAGUGAUUUCACUUGUUGUUAAGUUCCCACUCAGUUUCAAGCUUCUCGUUUCUCAGAAUCCAAACAUGGGAGUGUUAGGAGAAGGCAAGGGCUCCACCCUCGUCCACCUGCUCGUCGUCAUUCUAAGUUUGGUGGCUUUUGGCUUCGCCAUUGCUGCUGAAAGAAGGAGAAGUGUUGGCCAUAUGAUGACAGAUCAAUAUAAUGCGACGUAUUGUGUCUACAGCUCAGAUGUUGCUACUGGUUAUGGAGUUGGAGCUUUUCUGUUCCUUCUUUCUGGUGAAUCCCUCCUGAUGGGUGUAACAAAGUGCAUGUGUUUUGGGAGACCUUUAGCUCCGGGUGGGAAUCGAGCUUGGACCAUCAUCUACUUUGUCUCAUCAUGGGCAACAUUUCUGGUAGCAGAAGCAUGUCUAAUAGCUGGAGCUACAAAAAAUGCAUACCACACCAAAUAUCGGGAAAUGAUUCAUGCUCAGAACUUCUCCUGUGAAACAUUGCGGAAAGGCGUUUUUAUUGCAGGUGCAGUAUUUGUGGUUGCAACAAUGAUUCUGAAUGUUUACUUCUACAUGUAUUUCACCAAGACCACUGCUGCUCAGGCUGCCCGCAAAACAAAUCAAGCAAGUUCAACAGUCGGGAUGACCGGUGCUGGGUACGCAUAGAGCCAAUCAAUGAGGCUAGAUAGCUAAGUUUUGUUUACUAAUGUUAUAUGAGCAUGUGAUGGUGAUUGUAUUAUGCAAGUUUACUGAUACCUUGUGUGCUUUUUUCAAAGACAAUAUAGUGUUGUUAUGAUUCCUCUUGUUAA